This is a messenger RNA of Toxorhynchites rutilus septentrionalis, 1528 nucleotides long. Its product is annotated as cathepsin L-like. Gene Ontology annotation, cellular component: lysosome. The record is from RefSeq and is a predicted model, not a curated record. Gene Ontology annotation, molecular function: cysteine-type endopeptidase activity. Bases 172 to 1191 code for a protein of 339 amino acids. Gene Ontology annotation, biological process: immune response. The transcript is spliced from 6 exons. NCBI's taxonomy places the organism in Eukaryota, Metazoa, Arthropoda, Insecta, Diptera, Culicidae.
CAAGUAUUAAAUGCUGCACUUCUCAAUAUGCUGUUUAUUCCAAACCAAACCCAGCUGAGGUUAAGUUUUCUAUUUUGAGUGGGGUUGCAAGCGAAUAAACUUUGUGUGUUGUUCAUGUUAAUGUGUUGUUCGAAUUAUUUUCUUUAAAUUGAGACAAACAUCCGAAACAAAAUGAAGAUCCUAAUUGUGCUGGUUGCCUUUGUGGCCGUUGCCAACGCCGUGUCCAUCUUUGAAUUAGUGAAGGAAGAGUGGAACGCAUUCAAGCUCCAGCACCGUAAGAAGUACGAUAGCGAAACCGAGGAACGCCUACGGCUGAAGAUCUACGUCCAGAACAAACACAAGAUCGCCAAACAUAAUCAGCGAUACGACAUGGGCCAGGAAAAAUUCCGCUUGAGGGUGAACAAGUACGCCGAUUUACUGCACGAGGAGUUUGUCCAUACGCUGAACGGUUUCAACGGAACAGCUGCGAACAAAGGGCUGAAAGGCAUACGCAUAGACGAACCUGUGACUUUUAUCGAACCCGCCAAUGUUCAACUACCAAAAACUGUUGAUUGGCGGAAGCAGGGUGCUGUUACCCCCAUCAAGGAUCAAGGACACUGCGGAUCGUGCUGGUCGUUCUCGGCUUCCGGAGCGCUCGAAGGUCAGCAUUUCCGCAAGACUGGCAAGCUGGUUUCGCUCUCGGAACAGAACCUAGUCGAUUGCUCGACCAAGUACGGUAACAAUGGCUGCAACGGUGGUAUGAUGGAUUUCGCCUUCCAGUACAUCAAGGAUAACCACGGAAUCGAUACGGAGAAGGCUUACCCGUACGAGGGCAUCGAUGAUACCUGCCACUUCAACCCGAAAGCCAUUGGAGCCACCGACAAGGGAUUCGUAGAUAUUCCCCAAGGCGACGAGGAAGCUCUGAUGAAGGCAAUUGCCACGGUAGGCCCAGUUUCGAUCGCCAUCGAUGCUUCACAUCAGUCGUUCCAGUUCUACUCGGAGGGUGUGUACUAUGAGCCAGAUUGUAGCCCGGAGAAUCUCGACCAUGGUGUUCUUGCUAUUGGCUAUGGAACUAGCGAGGAGGGAGAGGAUUACUGGCUAGUGAAGAACUCGUGGGGAACCACAUGGGGAGACCAAGGAUACGUCAAGAUGGCUCGUAAUCGCGACAAUCAUUGUGGAGUUGCUAGCUGUGCCAGCUAUCCUUUGGUUUAGACACCCACCGAAGAACAGUCUUCCGAGCAUUGUGUGAUACACUAGUGAGAAUGAGAUAAGUCUUAGUUGAAGUUUCUUACAUUCAAUACUUUUGUUUCAAGUCUGUUCACUCAUAGAGAGCAAAAGUGAACGAUUGUUUUUUCAAACUAGGUAAUGUCAUUUAGAUAACAUUUGAUUUAGAUAUUGCCGCAUAACAGAUCGCUAUCGAGAGAAUACUCUACGUGGCUCUGUAGAUUUUACGAAUUUUUAUUUGUAGUAUCUACAUGUUUUUGUGUGUUUUGUUCUGCGACAUUGUUUUGCGAUAUAAUUUUAAAUACGAUACAGUAAUUUAAAUAAU